AUGGAGAAGGCAAAUGAAUCUGAGUAUGGCAAGAAAGGGCAGGAAAGCUUACUAGAGAAGGAGAUAAGCAAGCCUGAGAUGAUGCCUCUGCACCAAGCAGAUUUGGAUUCUCUUGGAGUGAGAGGAAAAGAGACAGAGACAGGCAAGAGGUUCAACGGAGGGAAUCUCUACAAACAAGCCAUUGAUUAUCAACUCCUCAGAUCGACAGGAAGGGUCCCACAGCAUAUUUACAGGCCAAAGACAAAGAUACCGCAAGUAGACGAAAAUGAUGCCAUCUUGGACCCAGACUUUGUUGUUCCGGACUUUGCGAAAGACCCGGCAAUAAACUUCAAGGUGAAGAUGCAGGACCACAGGGCUCUUGAGAAAUACUUCUCUAGUGGGCACGAGAUUGACGUGGAGCAACUAUUUCCUCAUGUGAAGAAUGUUUCAAACAACAGUCCCAACAAGUGGCCAACAAAUAGUGGUGGGGGAUGA
This is a messenger RNA of Encephalitozoon intestinalis ATCC 50506, 474 nucleotides long. RefSeq lists its product as uncharacterized. The coding region runs from base 1 to 474 and encodes 157 amino acids. The record is from RefSeq and is a predicted model, not a curated record. Lineage: Eukaryota; Fungi; Microsporidia; Unikaryonidae. The transcript has a single exon.